Messenger RNA from Vitis vinifera (wine grape), 2254 nucleotides. Its product is annotated as protein TRANSPORT INHIBITOR RESPONSE 1. Gene Ontology annotation, cellular component: SCF ubiquitin ligase complex. Gene Ontology annotation, molecular function: protein binding. Lineage: Eukaryota; Viridiplantae; Streptophyta; Magnoliopsida; Vitales; Vitaceae. The transcript is spliced from 3 exons. The record is from RefSeq and is a predicted model, not a curated record. Bases 154 to 1884 code for a protein of 576 amino acids. Gene Ontology annotation, biological process: SCF-dependent proteasomal ubiquitin-dependent protein catabolic process.
AAAAUAAAAACCUUAUCCUCUGCACUCACACACUUCACCCCUCUUUCUCUCUCCUCUGCAACUGAGCUUGUUAAUGGCAUCUCAGAUCUGAGACUUCGAAAAGUCCGGUUUAGGGUUUGUUUGUGAAUUCGGAACUCCGAGAAAGAAGUUUCAAUGGCGUACUCGUUUCCGGAAGAGGUUUUGGAGCAUGUGUUUUCUUUCAUUCAUACCGAUAAGGACCGAAACGCGAUAUCUCUGGUGUGCAAAUCGUGGUAUGAGGUGGAGCGGUGGAGCCGGCGACGGAUCUUCAUCGGGAACUGUUACGCUGUGAGCCCUGGGAUAGUAAUCAGGCGCUUCCCGGAGCUCCGGUCAGUGGCGCUGAAGGGGAAGCCGCAUUUUGCAGACUUUAAUCUGGUGCCGGAUGGGUGGGGAGGUAACGUUUAUCCGUGGAUCGCUGCCAUGGCUAUGGCUUACCCGAUGUUGGAAGAGUUGAGGUUGAAGAGGAUGGUGGUGACAGACGAGAGCUUGGAGCUGAUCUCGCGCUCGUUCAAGAAUUUCAAGGUUUUGGUGCUCUCGUCGUGCGAGGGGUUCAGUACGGAUGGACUCGCUGCCAUUGCCGCAAAUUGCAGGAAUCUGAGAGAGCUGGACUUGCGAGAGAGUGAAGUGGAUGACUUCAGUGGACAUUGGCUCACCCAUUUCCCUGAUUCUUGCACAUCACUGGUGUCCCUCAACAUUUCCUGCUUGGCCUCCGAGGUGAGUUUCUCUGCCCUGGAGCGCCUGGUGGGUAGGUGUCCCAGUCUGAGGACUCUCCGGCUCAACCGUGCUGUGCCCCUUGACAGGCUUCCCAACCUAUUACGCAGGGCGCCUCAGCUGGUUGAGCUGGGUACAGGUGCCUACUCAGCUGAGCACCGGCCUGAAGUGUUCUCAAGUUUAGCAGGAGCUUUUUCAAACUGCAAAGAGCUCAAGAGUCUGUCUGGAUUUUGGGAUGUGGUCCCGGAUUACCUUCCAGCCGUUUAUCCUGCCUGUUCUGGGAUCACAUCUUUGAACUUGAGCUAUGCCACUAUCCAAAGUCCUGAUCUCAUCAAGCUGGUCACCCAGUGUCAGAAUUUGCAGCGGCUAUGGGUACUUGAUUACAUUGAAGACAGUGGCCUAGAUGCUCUAGCUGCAUCUUGCAAAGAUCUGCAAGAACUGAGGGUGUUCCCUUCUGAACCAUAUGACAUGGAGGGAAAUGUAGCCUUGACAGAACAAGGGCUUGUCUCUGUUUCUGAAGGCUGCCCUAAGCUCCACUCUGUGCUAUACUUCUGCCGUCAAAUGACAAAUGCUGCCUUAGUUUCCAUUGCCAAAAAUCGGCCAAACAUGACUCGUUUCCGUCUCUGCAUUAUUGAACCCCGGACUCGUGAUUACCAAACCCUGGAGCCACUUGAUGUGGGUUUUGGAGCCAUUGUUGAGCACUGUAAAGAACUACAUCGCCUUUCCCUCUCUGGUCUUCUCACUGACCGGGUGUUUGAGUACAUUGGAACCCAUGCCAAGAAGCUAGAAAUGCUAUCUGUGGCUUUUGCUGGAGAUGGUGAUUUGGGGCUCCAUCAUGUUCUCUCUGGGUGCAAAAGCCUCCGGAAGUUAGAGAUCAGGGAUUGUCCCUUUGGGGACAAGGCUCUCUUGGCCAAUGCUGCAAAGCUGGAGACAAUGCGAUCCCUUUGGAUGUCUUCUUGCUCAGUGAGUUUUGGAGCAUGUAAGCUGUUAGGUCAGAAGAUGCCCAGACUCAAUGUUGAGGUUAUGGAUGAAAGGGGGCGACCAGAUUCAAGGCCAGAAAGCUGUUCAGUGGAGAAGCUUUACAUAUAUAGAUCAGUUGCUGGGCCAAGGAGUGACAUGCCUCGAUUUGUGUGGACAAUGAAGACUCCGAGUUGAGGCUGUCUUGAUGAAUCUCCUCAGGAAGAACUGCCCCCUUGAAUCUUAUGAAUGGAUAUAGCAGGUACAUGCUCUAUAUGCUACUCAUUGUUUCAUAUUCAGUUUUAUGAAAAUUUAACAUAAUUGCAGCUCUGGUUGGAGUAGAAAUGAGUAACAAGAGGGUAUGAAGAGGCUCAAGAGCUCAAAUGCCAUUCAUUUUACACUUGGCUGAGCUAUUUGACUACAAUUAGUGGUUAAUAAAGAGAUGAAGACUCUUGUUGUUAUGUUGUAUCAAAUGGAUUUAUUAUUUUGGUUGGGAAUAUUUACCAUGUAUACUAUUUUCGUACUUUGCAUGUUUAUGCAUAUGAAUUGUUUUGUUUUCAGCAGUGAA